GUUAUUUAAUUCAAGUUUGCGUUGAGUUCAGACGGAUUCUUCAAAAGAACGAAAGAAAGAUUGAAAAAGACGAAUGGCGAGAUAUCUUUUACUCUGCCUGAUUGGCAUUUGGUUGGUGGCCACAGUGAGUAGCGGUCUAGUUCGUCAUGAUUCGAAAAAGCGUGACCCACCAGCAAACAACUCGCCGGAAAUGACCGGUAACGUGGCAGAUUUAUCGAAAGAAAAAGAUAAAACCUACACCGUGAACGGGCACAAGGUUUUCAGGUACAAUGAUGUCGAGAUCGACGAGAACGUGGUGAAGGAGCUUUUCGACAAGGGAAGGCAAAGAUCGACCUCCGGUGAAACACAAAGGCAGAAACGAGCAGCCAUCGUCAGUGACAAGAAGAAAAGAUGGCCAAGAAUAGCUCUUGUCCCGUACGAAAUAGUGACAGCGGAUUUUAAUGAGGCCCAAAUCAAAGACAUCAUCGCUACAUUUGCUUUUUUGGAAACUGAGACGUGUAUUGCCUUCCGUGAGAAAACGAAUAAUGAUGUUAACUAUGUCAAGAUUGCUGACUGCGGUGACGGAUGCUGGGCCCAUCUCGGAAAAAUGGACGGCCCCAAUUGGCAAAAGGUCUGCCUCGGAGAUGGGUGCAAAUGGCCUGGGCUGUACGCCCACGAACUCGGCCACACCCUAGGCCUGCAACACGAGCAUCAGCGCCCGGACCGAGACGACAAAAUCUUUAUUCAUCCAGAGAAUAUCCGAAAUGGCUCCGAGGAUGCCUUUGAAAAGUUCAAAGCUGAUAGCGUACUGACAACCAGAUAUGACUUUGCGUCAGCGAUGCACUAUGAACGAACUUCUUUCGCCAAUCCCGGAACGAACACUAUCACAGCUAAGAAAGACUGGAACAACGAAAAGCUUGGAGGUGUCUGGUGGAAGAUGUACUCGUACCACGAUGUGCGGCUGUUGAAUAGGGCGUACGGUUGUAAUGCUUUCUGCAAAGAUGUCGAGUGCGAGCGUGGCUACGUCAACAAAGACUGUAAAUGUGUCACUUUCGAGGAGUACUAUGCGACAUAUUGCAAAAACGAGUAUUGGAAUGACGACCAGUGUGAUGGCUGGGCCAGCACUGGAGAGUGCCAGAAGAACCCAGGCUGGAUGUAUUUCAGGUGCAAGAAGUCGUGCAAGGCAUGCUAUAAUGACCCUAAACCGACCAAAGCAGACGAUUAGCCAUGGAAAAACGACGGAAAUCCUUCCCCAAAGUGGUCUCAGGGUCUGGGUGACUGGUAGUUUCGGAAUUCUAUGUAGAAUAUGUCACUGUGGAGCCAUGAACAUUUGGCGAACAUAAGAAGUUAUAUACAUGUAUGAACAAAA
Lineus longissimus is the source of this 1348-nucleotide messenger RNA. RefSeq names its product zinc metalloproteinase nas-1-like. The record is from RefSeq and is a predicted model, not a curated record. The coding region runs from base 74 to 1204 and encodes 376 amino acids. Gene Ontology annotation, molecular function: metalloendopeptidase activity; zinc ion binding. Gene Ontology annotation, biological process: proteolysis. The transcript is spliced from 10 exons. Lineage: Eukaryota; Metazoa; Nemertea; Pilidiophora; Heteronemertea; Lineidae.